Messenger RNA from Trichoderma breve, 354 nucleotides. Its product is annotated as FKBP-type peptidyl-prolyl cis-trans isomerase domain-containing protein. The coding region runs from base 1 to 354 and encodes 117 amino acids. The transcript has 6 exons. Lineage: Eukaryota; Fungi; Ascomycota; Sordariomycetes; Hypocreales; Hypocreaceae. The record is from RefSeq and is a predicted model, not a curated record. Gene Ontology annotation, molecular function: peptidyl-prolyl cis-trans isomerase activity.
AUGGCCGAUCAACCCACCAAGACCAUCCUCGAGGAAGGCUCCGGCCCCAACCCUGAAAAGGGCAACGUUGUUCUCAUGGGUUAUACCGGUUGGCUGAAGGACACCUCCCAGCCGGACAACAAGGGAAAGAAGUUCGACUCUUCUUACGACCGACCGGGCGAAGGCUUUAGCUGUCAGAUUGGUGUUGGACAAGUCAUCAAGGGUUGGGACUUGGGUGUUGUUACUAUGAAGCUCGGCGAGAAGGCUAGACUUGAUAUUCCCAGCCACCUCGCUUAUGGCAACAGGUCUGUUGGCAAUCUUAUCCCUGCCAACUCUGACCUCAUCUUUGACGUCCAUCUGAAGCAAAUCAAAUAG